AUGCCACCCCACGAGUACGAGUUGCGUAGCCGCACGACACCAGAGAAUCUGCUGAACGAAGCAACAUGCAAAGACCACAAACCUGCAGAAGCUCCUCAGAUGGUCGCAGGACCAAGCACCGCCAAGCUACCAAGCCCAUCCCCUGAGAAUGACUGCAACUAUGAGCCCAAACGGGUGCCCCAUCUGACUGACAAGAGAGCGGCCUACUUAUGUGAGAGCGCAUUCAAGCUCCUUCGUCCUAAGCUGGUGCCUCAUGAUCGCCCAGGCAGCCACGAAGAGGUGCUCAUUCCCGUGCGAGAAGGGGAAGGUGCACCCAUUGUACCCAUGCAGAGGAAGCUGAUACGGAUGGGCCAGCAGAAGGCUGGGUUGCUGUCGGACGAUGAAGAGCCUGAGGUUUUGGACGAGAUUGUCGUGGGCGGUACCAAGGUCAACCAGAAGAAUGACAGCAAUUUCAACCAGGGAAACGGUAGCAAGACCGGUAAGGAGGAUGGCAUUAACAGCGAGCAGGCGGCGGUUCAGGGUGUGGAACCUGUUACAGACACAUAUAUGUCAGAGGUGGGUAAGACUAUGGUUGCAGGUACCAUUGCCGAUGAGAACCACAGCGUCAACGAUGGCGACAAUGACUCGCACACAGAGGUAGAUUCGCAGACAUCGGCUGCGGAGGUACGGUCGCCAUUUGAAGAUACAACAAUGGCAGAUAGACCUAGUGCAGUGUUAAAAUCACGUGUGGCGAACAAACAUGUGGCAGAGGACGAUGAAGCUACUGUCGCAGCUAGCAUGGCGGACCAGAGCGGCAGCAGCGACGACGAGCUGACGGAGGUUGAACCUGACGCACCUGUCACGAAGGCGCGUAUUGCAUACACCAAGUCACAUGUCGAAGAUGUAGCCAUGGUGGACGCCCAGGAGAUGGAGAUCGUCGUUGAGAGUACAUUGCUCGAUCAGGACACCAAAGGCAACUUGCGAGCGGUCGCCGAGGAUGAGGAGCACAAUGCGGAUACCUUUACCGCAAAUGAAUCCGUUGCAGAGGCACCUAUCAGAGAGGCAACGGUUGCACAAGCACCCAUCGCGGAGAAGAAUCUCGAAGAUACAACUGCUGCGAACAGACCUAUGACGAAGUCAUAUAAAAUCAUUGGCGACAGCGCAGCCGAGCCGGAUACUGCACGCAAUUUGUAUAUGAUGACUGUACUGGGAGAAUCUACCCCAAAUGCAUCUCUUGCAGAGACCCCUGUCGCAACGACACUUAGGGAGACCCCACCUGUUACCGAGGCUCUUAUGGCAGAUGGAAACAUGGAUACUGCUGCCAGCCAAGCAGCCGCAAUCGUCAUUACGCCUCAUUCUACAGUUCCUGCUUUCCCAGCGGUUGUGAAUCCGGCCCCUGGACUAAGCAACCCUGCGGCCAUGACUCUCCACAACUCCCAACCACCAUUGCCACAGUCCAGGCAGCCUCGAUCAACUCGGCCUAUCCGGUCUCCUCGACCUACUCGGUCCUUUCGAUAUUCUCUACCUUCUCAACCGUCUCGCCCUCCUCGACCAAUCCCGCCUCUCUUCCACGAGACUGCUCCUCGUCUUCCUUUACCUCCCCCACCCCAAGCACCUUCAGCAACAACUGCUACUACUGAAACCUCAUCAACUCUGCCCCGAGAGUAUGAUGACAUCACCGGCUGCGAGCACGGUGACACUCCCGAGACUUAUUACCUUCCAUUCCCCGGAGACCCUGAUCGCACGAGGGUUCAUCUUUUGAGACGGGCCGAGAACAUCAAGAGGGCGAACCGUGAGGCACGGCCGGCUUGGAGGGAUUGA
Pyricularia grisea is the source of this 1800-nucleotide messenger RNA. RefSeq lists its product as uncharacterized. NCBI's taxonomy places the organism in Eukaryota, Fungi, Ascomycota, Sordariomycetes, Magnaporthales, Pyriculariaceae. The coding region runs from base 1 to 1800 and encodes 599 amino acids. The transcript has 2 exons. The record is from RefSeq and is a predicted model, not a curated record.